UUGUCUUUCAAUUUCAACGCGAUGACGAGCAAGAAAAAAAACAAAUCAAAACAUAAAAAAAAGAAAGGCAAUUUUGAGAACGCAGAUGACAGUUUGCGAAUACUUUUACAAGAUGAAGCAUUUGUGUACUGUAAAAUGGAAAACUACGAAAAAGCUAUUCGACAGUAUACCGCGGCGUUAGAGUUGAGCCCCAACGACAAAACGGCUUUGGUGUCCAGAAGCAAAUGCUAUCUCCUACUCGGACAACCGCGUUUGGCCUUGCAAGACGCUGAAGUAGCGUUGAACGAGGACAGCACGUACCUAAAAGCCAUUUAUCAGAAAGCAGAAGCGUUGUACCAUCUCGGCGAUUUCGAACACAGUCUUGUGUUUUACCACAGGGGACUUCACGUCCGACCUGAGCUAGAACAAUUCCGGUUGGGCGUGCAAAAAGCAAGAGAAGCCAUCGAAAAUGCUAUUGGAAAGAUGAAGGAGAUAGCGAUCGCCUUGCAACAGGAUGACGGGAUCGACAAAAGUCAAACGACCUCGGCCGGAGGAAAGGUCUCCGGCAGCAGAAGGUCGCUGCUGGCUGUGACGGGAUCGUCGUCACACCACAAAGACGCCAAAUCGUCAGUGGCCACCAAGAACCAGUCGAAAAUGCUGCUCAGGGAGUUGUGCGUGGACAAGGAUUAUCUGGAACACUUGACGAUAGAUCCGAACAUCGUAAGCGCCAUUCAAGAAAACGACAACUACAUACUGUCCGAAGCAAAAGAUGGCAUAAACUUUCUGAACGGUCGAGAAGAGUUCUGGAAACAACAAAAACUCAUCGUAUAAUAGUUCACUUCCCAACCCCAAUUGUUAUACUUUUGUUUUAUUUUAUUUUUGAGAUAUUUAGUACAACUACAUGUUGCUAUAACUUUGUGAAAUCAACUGGGUGGUGGAAAAUAUUGAGGAAACUUUGAAUACUUUUGUUACGCUGUAACAUAUUUCGCGAUGCAUUAACUUCUUUUAAAAUGUAACAACAUUUCAAACGACCGUCAAGAAAAAGCGUAAACAUUCGUAACCAUAGAAUUUGAAUGAAAAGUCUUAUAUGCCUAAAUAUCAUAUCUAUAGUCUAUAUCUAUGUCACAGAUGUAAAAAAAAAUUAUCAAAAAUUAAAUAUUUUCCAUUUCGAAAUAGUAGUUAUGUUCAGACGUUCUGUGUUUAACCACAAUUAUUUUUAAAAUAGAUUAUUAAAUUUUCUGGGAUUGUUUGAAACAUUUUUCAUGAUAAUCAUGUAAUCUUUACCAAUUUUCCAUGAUGCAUGUGUAAUAUUUAUUGAUUUAUUUUUUUAUAACUAUAAUAAAAGCAAUAUUUUCAACGACCAAUCGUGCUCAUGGAUUUAAUUCACACGUUCUUUCUAAUUUCUGCCACAUACACAUUGUAAUUCUAUACAAUAUUAUAAUCAAACAAUUCAUAUGAUAAUAUCAUAAAUUAUUUUGCGUCAUAACUCUAGUAUUAUGUGCAAUUUAUGUUUCAUUUCAAAUAAAUUGAUUCUAGGAAUAAUAGAAUUCAAUUUAUCUAUCAACAAUUAUUUUUUUGUGCAUUUUAUGAUAGUUAUUCGUGCAUCGUACCUCAAAAGAAUUCUUUUUUAACUUUUUGUUUUGAACAAUUCAAAUUUAAAAUGAUUACUAAGAGUUUGGUUCUUAAGUUCGGUAUAAAGUACUUACUGGUAAUUGCUUACUAAUUACUUUUGUCUUUUGCGUAAACAAAAGUUCGUAAAAGUUUAAAGUGGUGUAUACCUCACGCGAUGCUAACAAUUCGUAUUUAAAGUUAAUGAUGUUCUUAAUUUUUAGCCGUUAUGCAAUACAUGUAUAGGUGAUGUCCUACGUUUUGAUUUAUACCAAUAUAAGGUAAUAUCGCUGAGUUAAUAAUAAUAAUAGUAAUAAAAAUAAUAGUUAAUAACUACGAAUAGUAAUACGAACAGUGUAUCUAUAGAGUUUUAUUUCUUAAAAAUAAAAAAUAAAUAAAAAAAUGAAAUUAUUCUUAAUUCGUACAUAGUUAUACAUAGUUAUUACAUAUACAUAAGUAACACAGAAUGAUCAACUGUAUUGUUAUUUGGUAUAAACAUUUUAAUUUCAACAUUUCAACAUUAGUAGAAUUUACGUACACGAUUUUAUUGAAUUUCUCGUGGUUUGCGUAAUUCAGGAGAUAUAAAAAAAUAAAGAUGAUAAAUAUUUAAUAUAAAUAUAGUAUAGUUUGUUUUUUAUAAAAAUUGUUAUUGGGCUGAAAGAAAUACGUAACAAUACACCAUCAAUAAGUAUAACGAUAGGCAAUAGCAAUAUUAUACAAUAAUAUUAUUUAAACAUACUAUCGCAUAACAAAGUGUAACUUGAAGGUCUUGAACGUUUUACAAUGUAAAAAUGUCGUACAUCUCCGUGUCACGCAUCAAAUAUAAUGAUUUUUAAUUA
This is a messenger RNA of Sipha flava (yellow sugarcane aphid), 2426 nucleotides long. Its product is annotated as tetratricopeptide repeat protein 25. The record is from RefSeq and is a predicted model, not a curated record. Gene Ontology annotation, molecular function: protein binding. Lineage: Eukaryota; Metazoa; Arthropoda; Insecta; Hemiptera; Aphididae. Gene Ontology annotation, cellular component: cytoplasm. The transcript has 6 exons. The coding region runs from base 22 to 810 and encodes 262 amino acids.